UCGUCUGCUAAUCUUUGAACACAGGAACUUUUUUCUUCUUCAAAUUCGUCAAAUCGACAAAUCUGUUUUAAUUAAAAUGGAAGAUUCCCGGGAUAGCUCGUCGCCUAAGAAGAGCCCAACUAAACCGAGGAGUCCUGUCAAAAAGGCGAAACGCGUAAGGAAAGCUGUAAUUGAAAGAGCUCCAAUCACGACACCAGCCACAUUAAGGAAAACGAAAUGCGAAAACAUUACCAACGUUUGGACUGAAGAGAAUUUGAGCAAAAUCAUUGAUUACGUGAGAAAGAAUGGAUUUCAUGGAGAGUAUGAGGAAGUACGGAAAAUGUUCCCUAUCAAUGCGAUUUCAGAAGUUGGCCUGCAGAAAAUUUUCAUGAAUAUGAGCACAUGGGCUGAACCUGUAAAAGAGGAUCCCGAUGAAAGUGUUGAGAUAAAGCGCAGCGACCUUACACCUUCUCCCAUUGAGGAAUGGAUCUCUGCUGUAAGGGAAUCUGUUGAAGUCCAACGAUUUGGGUUCAACCCCUCUGUGAUGCUCAAGUGGAUUGCCCUGUUUGAGGAGCACCCCGAACCAAGCUCCUGUUGUGAUGUGGACUACAAAGCCAUUUACUUGUACCUGUCGUCACUCUCAGAGGGCAACAUUCCUCCGCAACUGAACCCGCAAAGUGCUUUGAAACUGAUGGAAAUGUCCGACGAACUAGUCCGGGUCAUCAGGGCCUCGGCGUGUGAAUCUCAAGAACUGGUGCGUAAGACGGCGAAACUGGCCAUAGUCGUCCAGCCAAUCCAGCGGGAUGAAAAGAACCAACUACUCAGAGACAGGCGACGCACAGAGUGGACCGAAGAAGAGAUGGAGCUCAGAACUCUAGUCCAAUCAGAGGAUCUCGAUGUAGUCAAGAAAGUUUACUGCGAUAAAACCGGCGUAAAUCCUUUCUCGUUCCCUCCCGAAGUCUAACACAAGCACACGUUCGCCUUGUUGUUUUUUUUUUUCUUUUUCUCUCCUCCCGGCGUCAUGUUCACAAUUUCGAAAGCUUGUCUCUUCAUUCACCAAUACAAUGCCGACAUUUUCUUAGA
Molecule: messenger RNA, 1062 nt
Organism: Daphnia pulicaria
Lineage: Eukaryota; Metazoa; Arthropoda; Branchiopoda; Diplostraca; Daphniidae
Exons: 4
Coding region: 77-943 (288 amino acids)
Source: RefSeq, a predicted model, not a curated record